UUGGAAUUCAAGAUAGAAAUGUUACUCAGAUUAAUUUGCAUUCUCGUUUCAACAGUUGUAUAUUGUACAGCAUUUGAUUUAUUUAAAAAAGCACGUGAGCAUGUCAUUCUUGUAGCUGUAACCUCCACUGUAAGAUGUGCUUUACACCAAUAUUGUGACUGUGAGCUACCCGAAGAAGAAAAAGAAUGCUGGGAUAUCUUCGAUGCUAAAUCUUGGGAAAUCAUAAGAAGAACGAUGAGAACAGCCUGUAAUUUGAGCAUUCCAGAAUGUGAUCCGGGGAAGGGGAGAUAUGAGUGCCUAAUGUCAGUCGCAUGCAAUGAUACAGAAAGAGAGAAAAUGAGCUCGGCAAGCUGUAUAAAAGGAACUUUCGAAAUAUUAGAGUACGAAUUAUCCCUUGAUCCAUCUUUAGGGGAGAUUGCAACGAAAUUUAAGGUAUGUUUUUAUCCAAUGACUAUGUUCUGCUUGGCAUUACCCAAUUACUGUAAGAGUGAUUUGACGAAAUGAGCUGAUGAAAUGAGAGAAUUCUGAUUUCUUAGUAUGAAAAAUAGAGAAGAAAACUUCUUAGAGAAUAACGACUGAUUUGUGUCAUUAACACACUUAUUAAAAAUAAAUAAUGAACCCCUUGAGAAAUUUUUUUUACACUCUCUUAUUCAGAAUGCAAUAAUAGAAUCGAUAUUAAUAAGGCCUGCAUUGUGUUUUGUAUUUUUAACACAGUUGCACUCCUCAUACAUAAAAUAUACUAUAGAGGAUCGAAAAAAUAUAUACUUUCAUUG
Messenger RNA from Parasteatoda tepidariorum (common house spider), 773 nucleotides. RefSeq lists its product as uncharacterized. NCBI's taxonomy places the organism in Eukaryota, Metazoa, Arthropoda, Arachnida, Araneae, Theridiidae. The record is from RefSeq and is a predicted model, not a curated record.